UGUACAGUUACUGGGAUCUUUAAGUGUGUUUGAAAGCAACAACAGCAAAAUGUUGACUGUUCUUAUCUUGCUGAGUCUCCUGAAGUCCUACAGUGCCAGUGAUAAACCCAGUGAAACAUAUGGACCUGAUUAUGGGCCAUAUGUAGAGCCAUCAGCGUAUUCGCAGAGCGUAAAAGUAGACUAUGGCCCAGGAAGCGGUUAUGGCUUCGAUAACCAUGCAAUUUUUGGGGGCACAAUGCCCAUAGAAGGAUUCCCAGUGGAGAAAUAUGCCGUAGCAUCCAAUCGAGUUUGCAAGGACAGAUCAGGCAUUUGCAAAGGACCCUGUCAAGAUGGUUUUUUUGCUUUGAAUGACGUGUGCUACAAGUAUAUUCACCGCAAACUGUGCUUCGCUGAUGCAGAGCUGUACUGCCGACACCAUUUCCCUGGGUCUCACCUCGCAUCUAUACAUUGCCGUAUGAACCAUAUGUUCAUUAGAAAUCUGAUAAAAGCAUCAUAUCCUACAUGCCCUAAGACUUGGAUUGGUCUCACUGAUUGCUCCAAAGAGGGACAUUUCGAGUGGACUGAUGGGACAUGUUCAGAUCACACAGCAUGGUGCCCCAGUGAACCUUCUGACAAAUUUGGAAAGGAAAACUGUGUUGUUAUCAACCACAAAAGCAAUUAUCUCUGGUCAGAUGAAGAUUGUGCCCAUGAGUUUAACUUUAUCUGUGCGUAUCCAUUAAACUGCAGAAAGGGUGACUGUUCAAGUCAAACAUGCAACUAACUCUGAGAACAGUGCCACAAAAGUCUAUUUCCAGCGCCACUUCUGACCUGUGUUAAAAUGGCAUUUUUAAUCUCAUUUUGGAAUUAUAAUCUGUUCUGAGAUUGUAGAGACCAAUAAAGUAGUGAAGCAUCA
Molecule: messenger RNA, 892 nt
Organism: Callorhinchus milii (elephant shark)
Lineage: Eukaryota; Metazoa; Chordata; Chondrichthyes; Chimaeriformes; Callorhinchidae
Product: C-type lectin LmsL
Exons: 6
Coding region: 50-760 (236 amino acids)
Molecular function (GO): signaling receptor activity
Source: RefSeq, a predicted model, not a curated record